AAAAAUAUUAACGUCCUGAGUGGACACUGGCUCCUUUUUUGGUGCCACGUGCUUCUCCGCCACCUGAGAAGUAUCGGCUUCUUUUCUCCGCUGACUGUGGGCAGCCGGUCAGGAGCGGAGGAUGGCGGUCGCUCUGGACCGCCCAGUGUCCUCGCCGGCGGGCCAAAUUCAGGCCACACGCCGGGCGUUUCGACGGCCCGCAGCCAUCGCCUCCUUUCUCCGCAGUGGUUUUGCGAAGGCCGCUCUUCAUUCUCAGCCGCCGCUUGUGCAUGACCGGCCGCAGCGAUGGAUCGUCGUCGCCGGGGGACGUCGGAUCGGUUACCAGGAGGUCCGGCGAGUGGCGUGCUGCUGCUCGACGGAGGGUCGAAUCUUGGAUUUGGAGCCGAAGGCGGAAAAGGAGCGGCGGAGGGUGGACGUGGUGGUGGCGGCCGUGAUGACGGUGAUUCUAGGCGUGGGGAACAGGGUACUCUACAAGUUGGCCCUUGUUCCUCUGAAGCACUACCCGUUCUUCUUGGCGCAGCUCGCUACGUUCGGGUAUCUGGUAGUAUAUUUCUCCUUUCUCUACUUACGUCACAAAUCUGGUAUCAUUACGGAGGAGAUGCUUUCAUUACCCAAACAUCGGUUUGUUACUGUUGGUCUUCUAGAGGCUCUUGGUGCUGUUUGUGGAAUGGCAGCAGGAGCAAUGCUUCCUGGUGCCUCAAUACCAAUUUUAUCUCAGAGCUUCCUAGUGUGGCAGCUUCUUCUAUCGACUGUUUUCCUUGGCAGGCGCUACAAGACAAAUCAAAUAUUUGGAUGCCUUCUUGUCACUGUUGGAGUGAUAAUAACUGUUGCUAGUGGAUCUGGUGCUGGUCAGUCAUUAAAAGAAGCUGGAUUUUUUUGGGCACUUAUGAUGAUCACAUCUUUUUUCUUUCAAGCUGCUGAUACCGUUGUGAAGGAAAUAAUUUUUUUGGAUUCUGCCCGCCAGCUAAAGGGGCAUUCACUUGAUUUGUUUGUUGUAAAUUCUUAUGGAUCAGCAUUUCAAGCAUUAUUCAUCUGCCUUCUGCUGCCAUUCUUGUCCAAGUUAUGGGGUGUUCCUUUCAGACAGUUGCCCAGCUAUUUAAGAGAUGGAGCAGCUUGCUUUUUAAAUAUGGGUUCAUUGUCAAGUGGAUGUGAAGGUGCACCGCUUCUACCCUUACUAUUUGUGUCCGUGAAUAUGGCCUUCAAUAUAUCACUGCUUCAUCUUAUCAAGAUCUCCUCUGCAUUGGUCUCAUGCCUUGCUUCAACUUUCUCAGUUCCUAUCUCUGUGUAUAUCUUCACUCUACCAUUACCAUUGCUUGGAGUGCCUUCGGCACUGCCAGCUGGCUUCAUAACAGGGGCAGGCAUCCUCUUGAUUGGAUUGUUUAUGUAUACAUGGCAACCAUUUGUUGGACCUUCAUCCGAACGAGCACCAAUUGAUCAUUGACAAGAUCAACAAUUAGUUCGCUCUUGUGGAGCACACAAGACCAAUUAUUGUUGGCCUUGAAGUUGAUUCUGAAGAGAGUAUCAAGAAGAUGCUAACAGCCUUAGACUUAUGCAGCUUCCCGUGAAGAAAGCCUUCAAAUGAGUUGUAUGUUAAGAAGGAAAGCCACCCCCCGCUCUCUCCGUCCCUCCCUCCCUCUCUCUCUCUCGUUUUCUCUCUUUUAGUGCCCUAUCAGUUCGUGUAUCGACUUUUAAUAAUGAUUAACAGCUGGGUUAACGUCUGAUGGUAAUAACAGGCACCAAUUGAGUGAAAUGCCAGGCUUGAGGCAUGCUGUCUCAUUUUAAGUGA
Nymphaea colorata (pocket water lily) is the source of this 1786-nucleotide messenger RNA. Its product is annotated as protein CLT1, chloroplastic. The record is from RefSeq and is a predicted model, not a curated record. The transcript is spliced from 10 exons. NCBI's taxonomy places the organism in Eukaryota, Viridiplantae, Streptophyta, Magnoliopsida, Nymphaeales, Nymphaeaceae. The coding region runs from base 122 to 1441 and encodes 439 amino acids.